Messenger RNA from Vicugna pacos (alpaca), 8710 nucleotides. It is a transcript of the gene CACUL1, whose product is annotated as CDK2 associated cullin domain 1. The record is from RefSeq and is a predicted model, not a curated record. Gene Ontology annotation, biological process: positive regulation of protein kinase activity; ubiquitin-dependent protein catabolic process; G1/S transition of mitotic cell cycle. Lineage: Eukaryota; Metazoa; Chordata; Mammalia; Artiodactyla; Camelidae. Gene Ontology annotation, molecular function: protein kinase binding; ubiquitin protein ligase binding.
GCCCAGUCCCUCUCAGCCCGGGGCCAGCCGAGGCGGGGCGAACCUCUAGUCUACUGUGUCGGGGUGGCUCACAGCUCCCGCCCCUUUUCGCUUAGCUUUCCCGCGGCUGGUUCCCCGCACCACGUGCCCUCCUGGCCGCUCCCCCAGCCGCCCUUUACAAGUGCCUGUUGGAAGCUGCUGUAAAAUGUCGUGAGGGGCGCUGCGGCUUUACGGCUGCCUCUCCCAGACCCGAGCCCGGGAGCGCCCACCGCCGUCAGCCUGUCUCUAAGAGUCGGCCCUGCGAAGAGUGAGAGACCCGGCGCUUCGCUGCCCUCCCCGCCGCGCCCGUUCCGGCCUUCGGCGAUGUGAGCUCGAGGAGGCUGCGGUGCCCCCCUGCCCGGGGUUGAGACGGGCAGCAGGUGCCUGUGAGGCGGGCGGGUGCUGGGGGCCUGCAGGAUGGAGGAAAGCAUGGAAGAGGAGGAGGGGGGCAGCUACGAGGCGAUGAUGGACGACCAGAACCACAACAACUGGGAGGCCGCCGUGGACGGCUUCCGGCAGCCCCCGCCACCUCCGCCGCCCCCCUCUUCGAUCCCGGCCCCUGCCCGAGAGCCUCCGGGGGGUCAGCUGCUGGCAAUGCCUGCGGUCUCCGUGGACAGGAAGGGCCCCAAGGAGGGGCUCCCGAUGGGGCCGCCACCACCGCCGGAGGCCAAUGGUGUGAUCAUGAUGUUGAAGAGCUGCGACGCGGCCGCCGCCGUGGCCAAGGCGGCCCCCGCCCCCACCCCCAGCUCCACCAUCAACAUCAACACCUCCACCUCCAAGUUCUUAAUGAAUGUUAUAACUAUUGAAGAUUAUAAGAGCACAUACUGGCCAAAAUUGGAUGGUGCCAUAGAUCAGCUUUUAACUCAGAGUCCCGGUGACUAUAUCCCCAUAUCCUAUGAACAGAUAUACAGUUGUGUGUAUAAAUGUGUGUGCCAGCAGCACUCGGAACAGAUGUAUAGUGAUCUGAUUAAAAAGAUAACUAAUCACUUAGAGAGAGUUUCAAAGGAGCUGCAGGCCAGCCCGCCAGAUCUCUAUAUUGAAAGAUUUAAUAUAGCUCUUGGACAAUAUAUGGGAGCAUUGCAGAGCAUUGUGCCUCUUUUCAUAUAUAUGAAUAAGUUUUACAUCGAAACCAAGCUUAACAGAGACUUAAAAGAUGAUCUUAUAAAGCUGUUUACGGAACAUGUUGCAGAAAAGCACAUAUACAGCCUAAUGCCUUUACUUUUAGAAGCCCAGUCAACACCAUUUCAGGUCACACCUUCAACCAUGGCAAAUAUUGUGAAAGGCCUGUACACUCUCAGACCAGAGUGGGUUCAGAUGGCUCCAACUCUAUUUUCUAAAUUUAUUCCAAACAUUCUCCCUCGGGCGGUGGAAUCUGAACUUUCUGAAUAUGCUGCUCAAGAUCAGAAACUUCAAAGAGAACUUAUACAGAACGGUUUUACGAGAGGUGACCAGUCCCGGAAGAGAGCUGGGGAUGAGUUGGCUUAUAACAGCUCAUCAGCAUGUGCAAGUUCCAGAGGGUACAGAUAGUGACUGUGUUGGAGGUACCUUCCUUCCUGAAAAGAGGACACACUGGAGCUGCAGAGCACAGCGGGGGUCCUGCAGACACUCAGGAGCUCUGUCACAAAGCUGUUCUCGGAAGAGGAUAUUGGACUUCUUACUUUGGUUUGUAAUUUUAAAAAACAAAAAACUAACAAAGAAAAACAAAAACGAAAAAAACAGUUGCUGCUAGACUUGGGGAUACUUUUGAAAUGGGACAAUCUUCUAAUGAGUUUAUCUACAGAUUCCGUGAGCAACAGGCGUCAUGAAGAGUGACCAUUGCUAAGUGCGAUACGGCAGCCAAAAUCAGCAGCUUCCUCCAAAAAUACAAGAGCAGAAGAAUCUUUCUUUUUUCUUAUAAAGCACUUGUUUUGUUCAUUUGUGGACUUGGCACUUUGGCAUAUUGGUUUCACACAUCAAGAUAUCUUUUGCUUUAAAAUCAAGCAGAUCAUUACAGUACAGUAUUUUUCACCCAUAACCAAAACAAACCCCUUUAAAAGAGUUGGUCUUUAUUUAGCAUUAGACAGUCUUGUUAAAAAUGCUAACCCUGCUUUCAAUAUAACUUCUUCCCCCGAUCAGUUCACAACUGUUUUCUACUCUGUGCCUUGAGCUUUGUGCACUUUGCAACUCUGUGACCAUGUUGUCAAACUCACAAAUGCUUCCUGAAAACGUUUAUCAAAUCACAGACUAACCCGCCAAGAUGUCAGGUGUGACUUUGAUAACAGGAUGCUGAAUAAGUGGGAAAAUAGAAACAUGUUGCACAUUGGCCAGAUUUCCUCUGGCCUCACCGUGGCAUGUUAGGGACCAACCUUGUAGAACGUUUCCAUUUCCUCCAUCACAACAUGAUCUCACCAGCUGCUGUAGUGUUGGCAUUAUGCUAGUUUAGGGGACAGUACCUUAGCACUAAAACUCCCGUUUUAAUACUGUGGAGAAUCACCCAUCGGUAAAAGCUGGUUCCUGCGAUGCUCUAGGAAGCAGGUACGGUUAUUAAAUCCAAAUAUAAUCAACGAUGUGGGAUUCCUGAUCCAUUUCAUUUUAAAUGGGUGAGAUAAGUACUUAAAAAAAAAAGUCUGCAGUCUGCGUCUUUUCAAACAUCACAUUUGAGCAUAAUAGAGAAGCAGCAGCACUUCUGUUUGAAGGCUCCCUUCCGGCUGUGGCAAAGCUGUGUUUUCUGUCUCCGUACACCCACAGUGCUAUUUAGUUCCGUAUAAAAGACUCUGAAGCUUAUUCUGAAUUGUUUUUGAAAGGCAAAGAGAAGUAGAAAGCUGUGGCAAGGGAAAAACAUUUUCCUCCUCAGUUUUGCUUAAAUCUGAAUCGAACAUAUGCCUGAGCGUUUGGCUGUGCUGGACUAAUAUUUGCCUCUUCAGAGAACUUGGGACAACACAAGAAGAUCUGUCAGGGAUACCGUCACACUCUGAUGGCAGGUUUUUCGUAGAGGUGCCUUUGCCAGUUCACUUUGUCCUUUUUGGGGGAGCGGGCUGGGUGGGAGAGUUAGAAGUGUGGUAUUAGGAGCAAGUCAGUCACCUAAAAUAAGUCCUCUAUUUGUCCACUUACUCUUCAGAGAAGUAAAAGUUGUCAGAGUUAUUUUUUUAAGUGCUUAUCAACCAGAGUUGAUGGAUUUUGAGGAGGACUUUAAAUUGGGCUCAUUCAACUGUGAGCAGUUCGGACUGUCUCGAUAAACGCUGAAUUACUGUAAGAAUAUAUACAGGCUCUCUGUAUGCCCUGUACAGUUUGAUUUGCUACACCAGUAACAUUCUAGUAUCAAGGAAGAAUUCCAUUUUAUUGUGAAGUUCAGAUUUUACUUGAUGGAAUGCUUGCUGCAGGCUUAUAAAUAACACUUGCAACUGAGCUCUUGAGCGGUUUUAAUGAUAUUUCUGGAAGGAAUGAAAUUGGAAUGGUUCUUUUAAUGUGGAUGAAUUCUCCAGUAUCCUAAUCAUAUACCGAAAUGCUGUUUCUGGGAGGGUGUAUUCUUCAGCCAACAACGAAACUUUCCCUAUAAAACCAUUGUAUUAUGAUGUGAAUUGGCAUUAAAAUCUUUGGAUGCUUUUUGCAUUAUUAAGUUAAUGAAGAAAUAUUUUAUAUUGUCUUCUUUUUAUUAUUAUGUAUGUAUUAACAAAAAGUGGGCAGAGUAAAGUUUGCAGAACUGAAUUUCUCUAUACAUUUUUGCACAGUGGCUGCAGCUUGCUGUGGGUGAGGGCUUGGUGAUGGAAGGCCGUGAUUGGAAGGCACUGUAGAAAGAAUAUACACAUUUUUCCAAUGCAGGUGACCUGGAUGUUACUCAUCUUGGCCCCUUGAGGUAUACUGCAGUAUGAAGAAUCUGUUUCUUUACAUUGUUACUGGCUUUGCGUAUUUAAUUGGGAGUCUUAGCAGAAUUCUUAGUUUGCAACAUGAGAGGGAAUCAGAUUUGCCUCCAUUUUGUAUUGACUAAGCACUGUUUGCCUGAAAGUAUUUUCUUCUCGUGUGUCCUUGUAUUCUUCUUGCCAGCACAGUAUAUAGUUUCUCCACGCCGGUUAAACACUGGCUUUUGGUGGGGCCCAAGUCACUGAAGACAGAAAAUUGUAAAGCAGGUUGGUGGUCUCAUGAGUCAACACAUGCAGUUGGUUUGGCCAAACUGACUAGUACGUAUGUGCGGCCCGAAACUAGACCCUCCAGAGAAAGCCAGCUUGCUCCCCUUGGAAUGAUGACAUGUAACAUCAGUAGAUGAUCAUUGUUUUGAGAGACUGUACUUAUUUCAAAGGUUGGCCUUAAGCUUCAGUAACAGUGUCAUCUCAUGUCCUCUGUUGUCACGGCUGCCCCCUAACUCGACUGCUUUGUUUUCUGUAGGGCAGAGAGCAAAAUCUGGUGGUGUGACUCAACCUACUAGUUCUUAGGUAGAGUUUGUGAGAAGAAACACAAACCUGGAUGCAUGAGCUGUGCAUUAUUAAAUUUUGUGGAAAAGUUACUAUUUUUUUCUCCCUGUCCCUUUUACACGUUUGAGAUGGUCCCCGUCCCUUGCUUUGGGGUCGGGGGUGAGAGCCGAUGUGUGAGCGAGCCUGCGGAAGGCUGGAUGCCCACGGUGGCUAACUCUGCAUGCCCCUUUCCAGCACCACGGCUGUCACUCCCCUUGCUCUAUGCCAUGCUUUCUGUCAGGUUGCAAAUUUGCACACAAAGAAUUCCUCAGGAAGAGUUUGCACACGCAUCACCUCGCAAUAUUCUGUACUGACCGAACAAGGGAUUUGAAAGUUUUUCAGCACAAAAGGAGAACUUCAGAGUGAUGGUCUGUGCACAUGUCCUAGCAAAGGUAAUGGUGGUCUAGCAAACACGAUUGGUUUCUGGAGUUAAGAAGUGAGCGGGAGCACUUGUGUCAUGGUAUUUAGUGAGCCUGUUUAAUCUCCCAGGGUAACCCUUCAGAUUUUGUUGUCUUCUCAUUGAGACUGGCUCUAUUUUCUUCCAUGUUUUUUCUGUUUCAUUGCAGCUCGUUAUUUCCAUGAUUAUUAUGCAAGUGGCAUUGCCCUUGAGCUAAAAUUCAAUUGUCUAAUAAGCAGCUAUUAUUAGAUAACUAAACAUUGUUCUAUGAAUAUACACUAAUCUGAGAUACUAGAAAUAUUUACAACUAAAAAGCAAAACCCCUCCAUUGACUAUCCAGUCAUUGUUUGGAUUUUUUUUUUAAAAUGGUGUCUCAUUGAGCUUCAGAGUAUUAUGUACUUUAAUCCAGGUUUAAGCCUCUUAAGGGGACUUUAAAAUUUAAAAUCAGAAUAUGAAUCCCUUGGCUGACACCUAGGAGAGGUUUAAAAGGACCUUUUUGGUUGUGAUGACUGUUUUCAAUAAGAUUGCGUAAGAUGUAGUUCAUGUUUAUCAGAAGUUAAAAUAAACAUAGGAGUCCAUGGAGAAGUGGCUUUACUAUUACUUUCAUUACCCUGUUGACAUUUGCCCCAGUUUCUGGCCACCAGGAUAUAAGAAAGGACUCUUGUUCUUUUCAAAGGAAAUGAUUCCUCUUCUGGCCCCACUGGUUAUUAACUAAGUCAUGGACACUUUCCCAUCUCCACUGGCCAAGACCCUGUUUUGAAACUCUUUCCAGAGCCGAGUGGUACAAGUACAUACACUUUUUCUGCUUAUGUUGGUGGAGUGGCUGUGGGAGAAUUAAAGGAAAUGCUAAUCAGAGGUACAUUCUUACAGGACCCGAGUAUAUAUUGUACCCCUGCUGAUUGGACAUUAUGUUCAUUUCUGGUUGGACUGCAUUGUUUAGAAGAAUGUUAAUGGCUUACAAUUCUGGGAAAUUUAUAAUGUGGCUCUGGGGUGAAUUCUGUGGUUUGAAGAAAAUAAAUAUUUUGUAUUGAUUCUUACAUGUCAAUGUUGUGACUGUACUAAUGCAAUAAGACUGUGGAUGUUCUCUUAGAAGGGUAUGUUUUGUUAAACAGAUGGCAACUUAAUUGCUCUCAUUAGUCCUGUUUGUCAAUAUGACAGCCAUGCAAUUCAGGAGAAAUUAUUGAGAUGUGCUGUUGGGGGGAGCUAUGGCUGGAGACAGGAAUGCUUAUGAAUAAAUGGAGAUCAAAUGCAGGCAAGAGGCUUCUGCCACCCACCAGCAUGGCCAGAGCAAGGAUGAAGUGAAGCAAUGAAGUCUAGUCCCUGGUGGUGCUUGUUUGUUAGAGAGAAUGGUGGAGCUUCAAACAGGGUGUUUUGUACAUCAACUCUUGUUACUCCAAGAAAAACAAAAUGGUGGAUGAAACUCUUAUUGACUGGGAAUUCAAAGCCACUGACUUUGGCUCUGAUCUUUAACCCUUGAUGGAUUUGAAUCACUCCUUCUGUAUCGGGUAUAUACCAUCACUCGAACAUUGUGGUUAAUGAAAUAAAUCUUGUACAGAUGUCCUUGGCCUUGUUAUGUUGAUACCUGGUUUACUGGUACUUUGUUACAAUACAGAACGUACGGUUUUGCUUACAGGACGUUCAUAAUGCCUCCUAAAUGAUGACCACACUCUGUCCAUGUCCUGUCACAGUUAAUUAGCCUGCAGGGUCAGUGUCCAUCUUGACCUCUGUACCAGUGAGAAACUGUGUGCCUUAUACCUGUGGCGACAUACUCUAUUUACAUGUAUAGCAUAUAGACAUGUGAACAUACGUAGGUUUUCUGGUACAUUAUGGACCUUUAAUCAAAACUUUAUGAUUUGGGGGCUUUUUUGCAUUGAUUAUACUGUGCUUUUUAAAAAUUACUUUUUGUUUUCCUUGAUAUGCAAUUAGUAGUAUCCCCUAGAUUUUUAAAGUCUUAACUUCACAAUUUUAGUUUCUCUUGCUCUCUCUUUACAGGUGUUCUGAGGGUGCCAGUUCUCAUCCUCUUCUUUGUAACCUGAGCUGUAUUGUAAUGUCCGCUCUUUGAUUACCACACACAGUAGGAUUUGAUAACUUCAGCUUUUCUUUUUCUCUGCAUUUGAAUCACUGAUUUUUUCUUCUUCAGCUUUUUUUUCCAGUCAAGUAGAGAGCUAUUUAAAUCCUCCCCCUUAGCAACUUUUUAAAAAAGUUGAGUGAAAAUGUUCUACUAGAGCCGGUUCUUUAUGUGUGUUUAUCUCCUCUAUUGUCUUAUUCCUCAGUAAUCCAGAAUUCUAAAGCAUUUUGAAUUUCAAAGAACAUGGCAUCGGAGAAAGAAUAUUGUACAUAGAAUCUGAGAGCACAAGUGUAAGUAAGUCUCAGCUAGUUGUAUGUUCUUGGGUAGGUUUUUUUCCUGAACCUCAGUUUCCCCAUUUUAACACUAAGCCCUUUUCCUUCCCCUCUACACAUGACAUUGAACUUAAUUGGCCAGAAGGAUAUAACAAUUCUGAACUUUUAAAUUACACACCUAAGUGACCAGUAAUAUACCUUAAGAUUUAGAAAGAAAAGGCCACAACUACAAGGAGAAAUAGGUUAAGCUACUAAUAUAAUAAGCAUUUUCAGUGCACUUUCUUCAUUAAUUAGCAGGUCAUCCAGAAGACAUAACCAUUAUGAUCACUAAGGGCAUAAAAGAUUUAAAUAGCACAGUUAAUAAAUCUGAUCUGAUAGACAUAUAUAUCCCUUUGCACUCAUCAAUAAGGAAAGCAUUUUAAAGCAUUUUUUGUAAGCCAAGUCUAAAGUAUUUAAAGUAUAACAAAUGAUGGCCAAAUUGGAUUUAUCUCAGGAAUGCAAAUUGGUUAAUAUUAGGAAAUCAAUUAAUGUGACUCAUCUAUUAAUGGAUUCACGUUGUGUGAUGACAUUGUCUAUGAAAAUCCAAAGAAUCUACAAGGCAGAUUAGAAUUAUGAGUUAAUCAAAGUUGCUGGAACCAAAUCAAUAUGCAAAUACCAAUUACAUGUCACAGUAGCCACAAGCAGUAAUGGCUUUUAAGUUUUUUAAAUGUAAUUAAGAAACAGAAUUUACAGUAGGGACAAAAAAAUUAUAAAGUACCUAAAAAUCUUAAAGGUAUAUAAGCCUUUUAAUGAGAAAAACGAUAAUUUUAAAAAGCACAUUUGUUGACCCAAAUAAAUGGAGAGACUGUGAUAUAUACAUAGAUCAUCUAGGUCUCAAACUCUUCCUUCCAAAUUUCCUAAGAGUCAGGCAGUUCCAACAAAAAAGUCCCAAUGGCUUUCAUUGUGGUGCUUGACAAGCUGAUCCUCACAUAUAAAUGGGAGAGCGAAGGGUCAAGGAUAUAUAGAAGACAUUCCUAAAAAAGAAUCAGGUGCGAGGGGAACUAGCACUACCAGAGUAUAAAACUUACUGUGAAUACAUGAUUAAAACAAGGCGGAAUUGGCACAGAGGUUAUAAACAGGUGAAUGGACAAGAAUAAAAAGAUCAGCUUGGAAACUGACCCACUCGUGUACAGGAAGUAAUCAUUGCAGAUCUGUUAGUGGGGGAGGACGGAUUAUUUAGUAAGUGGGGCUUCAGUAAUUCUUCCCAAGGGGGAAAAAAAAUUGGACUUCUACCUUGCACCAGGCACAAAAAUCAGUCUCAAGUGGAUUGGAGAUUUACUAGAUUAAAUUUAAAACUACAAAGCUUAGAAGACAAUAUAGAAGAAUAUUUUUAUGACUUUGGGGAAGGGUAGGAUUUUGUCAACAAGAUGGAAAGGGCAAACCAUUAGUGAAAAGAUAAAAAAAAAAUUGGCUGCAUUAAUAGUAAAUACUUUUUUGUUUACCAAACAUGCCCUAGGGUGAACAAUAAGCCCCAACUGGAACAAGACACAGA